GCCUCUCAAGUCUUAUAACCAGGAGAAGGUCAAUUGUAGCAAGAUACCCCCAUCAGCGGAACAUUCAAAAGUAUAUCCAGGUGUGUCAAAAUUUAUUCACGUAACAAAUGGUACAUGCCUCAGCAUCAAACUGUCAAAAAACCUUCUCUGCUGCCACUGUGCUGAUAGAAAGUGAAAACCCAACAAGCAUCUACAAGUCAAACACAAAGAAAAAGAAAAACUUAUACAUUUGAAAUCCCAUCAGGCCAAGAGAGAAUCCCAAAUAACAUCAUGCCAGGGAUGGUUUCAAACACUGCACAGACUGCUGCUGUUUCUGAAGAUCUUCCUCCAGCUUCACCAAGAAUCAGGCUUGCUGAUGGAAGGUAUCUGGCUUAUAGAGAAAGUGGGGUCCCCAAGAACAAAGCAAACUACAAGAUCAUCAUUGUUCAUGGCUUUGGAAGCUCCAAGGAAAUGAGUUUCCUGGCACCCCAAGAAUUAAUAGAUGAAUUGGGGAUAUAUUUUCUGCUAUAUGAUCGUGCUGGAUAUGGAGAAAGUGAUCCAAAUCCAAAGCGUUCGGUCAAGAGUGAAGCCCUUGACAUCGAAGAACUGGCUGAUCAGUUAGAGUUAGGAUUGAAAUUUUAUGUGAUUGGAGUGUCAAUGGGAUCAUAUCCCACCUGGAGUUGCAUCAAACAUAUACCACACAGGCUAGCAGGUGUGGCUUUGGUAGUUCCAGUUGUCAAUUAUAGGUGGCCUUCUCUUCCUGACCAUCUGAUAAAGGAUGAUUACAGGAGAAAACUUAUCAAAUGGGGACUCUUCUUUGCAGAAUUUGCCCCUGGACUACUGCGGUGGUGGGUGACUCAGAAAUGGCUCCCUUCAACUUCUGUCCUGGAAAGAAAUCCGGUAUUCUUCAACAGCAGAGACAUAGAAGUCCUCAAAACAAUUCCAGGCUUCCCAAUGCUUUCUCAGGAAAAGUUACGACAAAAAGGGGUUUUUGAUACUCUGCAUCAUGACUUCAAAUUGGCUUUCAGCCGUUGGGAUUUCGACCCCAUGGAUCUCAGCAAUCCAUUCCCCCAAAACCAGAGCUCUGUUCAUAUUUGGCAAGGUUAUGAAGAUAAGGUUGUGCCAUUUCAACUUCAAAGAUAUAUUUCAUGUAAGCUACCGUGGAUUCAGUAUCAUGAAGUUCCUGACGGUGGGCAUUUGAUUGUGCAUUAUGCUGGUUUGUGUGAGGCCAUUCUAAGGGCACUCUUGCUUGGAGAAGAGCAUCUUCAUUACAAACCUACUAUAGCCAAAAUUGUUUCAUAAGUGCGUCAAAUAUUCUUCAAUUGUUGAUUGUAGAUGAUUGAUUCUUUCAUACAAUUACAAGCAUGUACAUUAGCUUUGUCAUUUGAAACUUUGAAUACAAGACAGUUCUUUCUUUA
Molecule: messenger RNA, 1397 nt
Organism: Prunus avium (sweet cherry)
Lineage: Eukaryota; Viridiplantae; Streptophyta; Magnoliopsida; Rosales; Rosaceae
Source: RefSeq, a predicted model, not a curated record